Molecule: messenger RNA, 1985 nt
Organism: Myripristis murdjan (pinecone soldierfish)
Lineage: Eukaryota; Metazoa; Chordata; Actinopteri; Holocentriformes; Holocentridae
Product: ADAMTS-like protein 3
Exons: 15
Coding region: 243-1985 (580 amino acids)
Biological process (GO): extracellular matrix organization
Cellular component (GO): extracellular matrix
Source: RefSeq, a predicted model, not a curated record
GGAGAGAGAAACUCCGGGCAGAUCACCCUCUGAGACGUGAAGCGAUCACAUUAAUUCACUCUGUGGACAUUUGAUUUUUUAUGCUCAUGGUGUGAACGCCGGGAAGCGGAGCUUGGUGACCAAAUCAGGCUUUUUUUUUUUUUUUAGGGAGAAAUUACUGAUGUGGAUCUCCAUAUGAGCGCAUAGGGAGCGCAAAGCCUAUCCCACCUUAAGAUUAGUGCCUACACUCUGGUAGAGAGACCAUGACCUGGAGAAAGAUGAAGAUGGAGAUGAAGAUGACCAUGGAGUCAUCCAUCCUCUGGAGGGCUGUCCUGGUCCUCUCCCUGCUUCCCACUCUCACACAGUGUUCAGAGAGCGAGCCCCAGAGUGCAGUGUUCCUGCCAGAGUUUGCCCUCUCACCUCAGGGCAGCUUCCUGGAGGACACCACUGAAGAUCAAUUCCUCACCUACAGAUAUGAUGACCAGGCAUCCAGGAUGACCCGUUCAGAUGAGGACAGGGAUACCGGCUGGGACGCCUGGGGAGCCUGGAGCGACUGCUCUCGAACGUGCGGAGGAGGAGCCUCUUACUCACUACGGCGUUGUCUCAAUGGAGGAAACUGUGAGGGCAAAAACAUCCGCUACAGAACCUGCAGCAAUACGGACUGUCCAGCCGAGUCUGGAGAUUUCCGGGCCCAGCAGUGUUCAGCCCACAAUGAUAUCAAGUACCAGGGUGUGGCCUACGAGUGGGUGCCUGCACCCUAUGACCCCUCAGCCCCCUGUGCCCUGCGAUGCCAGGCCAAAGGGAGGAGCCUUAUUGUGGAACUGGCCCCCAAGGUGCUGGAUGGGACACGAUGCCGGGCAGAUGCCUUGGACAUGUGCAUCAGUGGAGUGUGUCAGGAGGUGGGCUGUGAUCGCCAGCUGGGCAGCGGUGCCAGGGAGGAUAACUGUGGCGUCUGCAGUGGCGACGGCUCCACUUGCCAGCUGGUUCGAGGACAGGCCCUGCCGCACCUUUCACCAGAAGAACCUUUGAAGACAGUGUUAGAGGUGCCGGUUGGGAGCCGCUUUCUCCGAGUCAAUGCCAAAGGCCCUGACAUGAUGGUCAUCGAGGCUGUUUCCCUUCAGGGGAGGAGGGAGGAGACUGGUCUGGUUUCUACAGGCUCAUAUGUAAUAGGAAACACCUCCCUGGACUUCCAGAGAGGGACGGAUAGGCAGACAUUGAGGACACAUGGACCACUCAGCGCUGAUUAUAUCAUCAAGAUGAAGUAUGGAGGAUCCAGGGACACAGUGGUCCAGUUUCUCUUCUACCAGCCAAUCCGAUACCAGUGGAGAGAGACUGACUUCUUCCCCUGCUCUGUCACCUGUGGAGGAGGCUACCAGCUGAACUCUGCAGAGUGCACAGACAUCCGAUCCAACCAGACUCUGCCAGAGCACCACUGUAACAGCUACCCCGAAAAUACCAAACCCACACCCAAACUCAAGGAGUGCAACAUGGACCCUUGCCUAGAGAGUGAUGGAUUCAAAGAGGUGAUGCCCUAUGAUCACUUCCAGCCCCUGCCCCGCUGGGAACAGGGCCCAUGGACCCAGUGCUCCGUGUCUUGUGGCGAAGGUGGCGGCUGGCAGGAUCGCAGCGUGGUGUGUGUGGAGGAGGACACACAUGGCCAGUUCUCUCAGGUGGAGGAGUGGAAGUGCACCCACUCCCCUCGACCCGUCACCCGACAAAUGUGCAACGCCUUCGCCUGCCCUCAGUGGGUGGCCAUGGAGUGGUCUCAGUGCACGGUGACAUGUGGCCGUGGUCUGCGUUACCGGGUGGUUUUGUGUAUCGACCACCGAGGGCAGCACAUCGGAGGCUGUGCGCCGGCGCUCAAGCCUCAUGUGAAGGAAGACUGCCUGGUGCCUGUUGCGUGUCACAAGCCCAGAGAGUCAGUGCCAAUAGAGGCCAAGGUGCCCUGGUUAAAACAAGCCCACGAACUAGAGGAACAACGCACUGCUACAGAGGACCCCACGUGA